GGAGACUGUUGGGAACGAAUAUCUAAUUUGUCGUCUGCUCUGCUGGAAAGGAAAUGGCGUCCCUAAAUAUACAGUGGUCCAGAGUAGUCCUCCUCACAGUGCUAUUGCUCAAUUUCAUCUCACCCUCUCUUUCUUUGGAUACAGAUAAGACACCUAUCGACAACGAGCAAGUACAAGAGUUUUCAAGUAUAUUAAAACAACUGAAUGAAUAUUUUGACCAGAGAAUGUUACGACAUGAGGAACCUGAAAAUGUCAAAGAAACCAACGAUACAAAUGUGACGAAGGAUAAACUUUUAUCAGAGGAAGAGAGUAUAAAAAUUGAACGGAGAUCAAAUGCUCACACGCCAUGGUAUUGUCAUUCAACCGUCGGAUGGAAAGAUCUUGGUAACCUGCAUUAUCCUCGAUUUGUAAAAGAAAUAAGGUGCACGGGAAAUGCGUGCAUGCAUGGAUUUUACAAUUGUAGCCCAAAUUAUUAUCCAUUGAGAGUUCUAUCGGCAAGAGAAGAUUCCAGCAGGGUUAACCAAGAUGUCGAAGCAAGUUUUUUACCACCUGGUUUGAGACAGAACUGGACAUUGAUGGAAAUCGACAUCUCUGUCGGUUGCAUGUGUGGAAAUUAAUCAGAAAUUAUUUUAGACAUUCUGACAUUGAACAUCCCCAGAGAGGACAUCUACCCAACAGUAUUAAUAAUAUUUUAGUUUAAUUGGUUUUUGUAGGGUUCAAUUAAUUUUUUAUUUCUUUUAUCAAAAUGACAAAACAAUCAAAUCAAAGCAAACGUUUUAAGCUUCAAGAAUGUAACGGAAACAUCGAAUAAGCUGUCAAAAUGCUAUUAUUAGGACAUAAUGUCAUUUCUCUUAACCAAAACGAUGAUACUUACGCAAUAUUUUAUCACAAAACUGACAAAGUAUAGUAUUCUGCGGAAAGAUGACUUUUCAUAUACAAAAAAAUAUUUCGCUUUAACAAAAAACGAGGACUACUAUACCUAUUAACAACGCGUUUGGUUGUACUGCAAAUUCGGCCGGAUGUAUUUUAAUGGCGCAUGCACAUUCUGCCUAAGGCAAAAAUAACCAUUGCUCAACGUAUGUAGAUGUUCCUAGAUAAUUCCAAAAAAGCUCACUGUACAAAGAAUUAGAUUUUGUAAAAUAUAAAUAUUUUUACAAGACAAGAACAAAAACAAACGAAAAAAUGAAAUGUUGAGAUGGCGUCUUAGUAAAAUAUAGCGGCUUAGUCUGACGCUUGAUAUUUGACCUUUGUUCAGUAUAGAUAUUUUAUAAGAAUUAGCAUAACAUCUAGCGUUUAUAAGUAAAUGUACUGUCUUCCUCCUUGUUCCCUUCAAAAGAUGAAAUGAAUGAAAAUGAUUGAAAAUUGCUGAAAC
This is a messenger RNA of Ruditapes philippinarum (Manila clam), 1372 nucleotides long. RefSeq lists its product as uncharacterized. Bases 54 to 617 code for a protein of 187 amino acids. Lineage: Eukaryota; Metazoa; Mollusca; Bivalvia; Venerida; Veneridae. The transcript is spliced from 2 exons. The record is from RefSeq and is a predicted model, not a curated record.